GCGGCGGGCGGCUGUGGCGGGGACACCGGGGAUGGAGCAGCAGGGGCUGGGCCUAGGCCUCGGGCUCGGCCUGGGCCUGGGCUUGGGGCAGGAGGCCGAAGCCCCGGCGCAUGGCGGCCCGCACGCCCGAUACUCGCUCUUUCUGGACGACACGCCAGAUUUCCGCGGCCCGGCCGCCGACUCCGACAUCUUUGUCGUCUUUAACCUGGAGCCUGAGGCGGAGGCGGCGGCCGGGCCAUCUACUUCAGUCCGGGGCUCCGGCCUAGUCCCAGGCCCCGAGCAGCGCCAGGCCCAGCCCCUGCCCAGGCCGGAGUCGGCCCCCGACACCGUCUACUACCUGCAGGCCGCGUCUGGGCCCGACAGGGCUCGGCCUCGCCUCGGCACCUUGCCGGCCCAACAGGGUGGGGAGCCCGAGCCCCUGGCCCCACCGCCGCCUGCGCCUGGGCCCGGCCUGCUGCUGGAGGCGCCUUCCGUGCUCGGCAACAUCGAGAACCUGCCUGGGCCCGGGGCCUCGACAGGCGGCUUGGCUGCCAGCCUGGGCCUGGGCCUGGGCAGCCGAGACCUCCUGCUGCGCCUGGAGGACGGGCUGCUCUUCCUCGCCGCGCCCGAGCUGGGAGCCGGGGGCCUGGUCAAGCCAGAGGAAGAGCCCCAGGCCCCGGCCUACCCCGGCUGCCAGGCCCCGGCUCCUGGCCCGCCACAGGCCGGCUUUUGCGGCGACUCCAGCGGCCGGCCGCUCCAGGCUGAGGAGCAGAGCCCGGGCCCCGAGGCGGGAGGCCUGGGGCUAGAGUCGAGCCCAGAGUCGGGGCUGCUGCUGAGUGAGAGCGGGGACGUGUUGCUGAAGCUGUCCGAGGGCCUGGGCUUGGGGCUGGGGCUGCAGCCUGGACAAGGGCCAGACGCCGGGCCCCUGCACCACUGCCCCGAGCAGAACUGUCAGCAGGCUUUCGACAAGAAGCAGCGGCUGCGGGUGCACCUGCUGUCCCACAGCCAGCGGCCUUUCCACUGCACGGUAGCCGGCUGCGAGUGGGCCUUCACCACCGCCUACAAGCUGAAGCGUCACCUGCACUCCCACGGCAAGUUGCGGCCCUUUGGCUGCCAGGCCGAGCAAUGCGGCAAGCGCUUCACCACCGUCUACAACCUCAAGGCCCACAUGAAGGCCCACGUCCAGGAGCUGGCCUUCGCCUGCGAUGUCUGCUCCCAGCCCUUUGCCACCGCCCUCAAGCUCAGCAGCCACCGGCGAUGCCACUUCGAACCCCAGCGGCCCUUCAAAUGCGACUUCCCCGGCUGUGAGAAGACGUUCAGCACCAUCAGUGCUCUCGGUUCCCACAACCGAUCGCACUUCCGUGAUCAGGAGCACUUUACCUGCUCCUUCCCAGGCUGUGACAAGAGAUACGACAAAGCCUGCCGCCUGAAGAUUCACCUACGAAGCCAUACAGGUGAGCGGCCCUUUAUCUGCGACUUUGAUGGCUGCGGCUGGUCGUUUACUUGCAUGUCCAAAUUACUGCGGCACAAAAGGACCCAUGAGGACGACCGGCGGUUCAUCUGCCCAGUGGACGGCUGUGGGAAGUCCUUCACCCGGGCAGAGCACCUGAAGGGGCAUAGCAUCACCCACCUGGGCACCAGACCCUUCGUAUGCCCCAUAGAAGGUUGUGAAGCUAGGUUCUCGGCACGCAGCAGUCUCUAUAUCCACUCCAAGAAGCACCUGAAAGACUUGGACAAGGUGAAAACCCGCUGCCCCCUCUCCAACUGCAGCAAGCUCUUCAACUCCAAGAACAGCAUCAAGGCUCACAUGAUGAAGCAGCACAACAUCAGCCCGGAUGUGUUUUCGCAGCUGGAGCUGACGGGCUCGCUGACCCCGAGCUGUGAGCUGACCAGCCCGGGUCAGAGUGACCUAAGCAGCGUGGACAUCGCCUCGCUCUUCACCGCCGUGCCCGUGGCGCCGGUCAGCCUGUCGCCGGACAUGUCGCUGGUCAGCUCGGGGAUCCUCACCAUCGACGCUGCUUCCGUGGGGUCCACACUGGGCAACACCGUGUCCGUCAGCAAUGGGCCCAUGGCACAGGGCACUGACCCUCUGAUCGUGCCCACGCCGGACAUCUCCCACGCAAUGGACAGUGGCCUGGGCCUGCCUGCCAGCAUGCUGCAGCAGAGUGCCCUGAACCUGGAGGGGGUGCAGGUAGUGAGCGCGGAGGCACUGGGGGCCCUGUCGAUGCGGGGCGCGGCCGGAUGCCCCGACCUGCAGGCCCUGUCGUCCAGCGGAGCUCUCAGCCCCUCUAGCAGCCUGGGGGGCAGCCACGUGCCCGAGCUCCUCGCCCCCCCCAAGGUGGACUGCCACAUGCUGAGCGUGUCCGACGUGAUGGGACCGCCCGAGGGCAGCAAGGUGGUGGCACAGUAUGUCUUCUCCAACCUCAACACCCCUACCACCACCUUCAGCACCCAGAAAGAGCUGGAGCUCAGCAUGAUGUCUGGCUGCUCGUUCCUGGAGAGCGGCGGCUCAGCGAGGACUGACUACCGGGCUAUACAACUUGCCAAGAAGAAGAAGCAGAAAGGAGUGGGCAGCAACGCGGAGAACCCCGGCUGUGCCAACCAGCGGAAGAAGUCGAGCCAAGGAACGGCGCUGCCUGCAGCCGGUGUCGGGCAGAGCGGCCGCUUCGGGGGAGUGAUGCUGCCGGGCGGUGGGCUGACCAUCCGAGACCCGUCCACCGGCACCCACUACGUCCAGCCCCAGCUGCUGCAGGAUGACCCGACGGGAGAGGGGGAGCUGGCCUUCCAGCUCUCGGCCCAGUCUUCAACCUCCCACACGCAGCUCACCGUCGAUCUUCCUGUCAACAUCCUGCAGGAGCCGAACCCAUCGGCUGAGGAUGACGGCUCCGGUAGUUCUCAGUUCACAGGGAGCACCAUAAACCUGCAGGACCUGGAGUAGUGAUGGUGGAGAGCCCUGUGGUGCACCCUACCUGCCGCUCACCCUGUGAUGGAGUCCAACGCAGGAGCCAGCGGUUCAGGCUGUGGAUCGGCAACAGGCGGAGUGGUCCUGCGGUCCGGAUUCAGUUGGGCUGGACGGCACGGACCCUGGCUCUGCCCCACCAUCCCGGGGCUGGAACUUCGCUUGCUGGAACAGGGACAGCGCCAGGAAUAGCUACUGCUGCCGGGGAGGCAAUGGGCUGCAGCUUGGUCGACCACCCUGUGGAAAUGGUGGCUGUGUGAAGGUUAUAGAGGAUCAUACAAUGUGUGGUCCUGAGAGAGAGUGCACAGGAACUGCCUUGCACCUACACACGGCCUCUCCUCUUACCCAGAUCCUGCAGUCAGAGAACAGAACUCUUGGUGGAACACUGAGCACCAAGCUCUUCACAUAUCCCUUUGCAUCUGCCUUAAAGGAGGGUCUCCAAGAGUGGAAUGUCACGGCACAACAUAGCAUUCAGAUUGAAAAUGAUUUCUGCUGUCAGAACAUGGAACAGUACAGGACAGGAACAGGCCCUUCAGCCCACAACGUCUAUGCCAAACGUGAUGCCAAGACCAACAAGGUCAUGUUAGAUGGGUAAAUUAUUUAACUGUUAUUUAACUGUUCACUAUCCACCGAAGCAAUGGGCCAAUGUAACGUGGAACACGGACAUCCUCAAGUGAAUCUUAGGCCGUUGUUGGAGAGGAGUGAGCAGGCCUGGAAUAUGUGGACUGCCAGCUACCAUGGGUGAGUGAUUGUGUGGGCACAGUUUGGAGUGGACACUGGGAUAACCUUUUACCGUCAUGGCUCGGUCACUGCAAACCUUUAUGUUUAAAUAUGUAUAUUUUUUAAAAAGUUUUAUAUUGUAUAAUAUGUAUAUUUAUUUAUUUUGUACAUUUCUAAUGAAUAUUUGUCAACCAGGUAUCUUGCGUGAACGGGCAAUGGGUGAAUGUGCACAUCAACUGCUGCGCCAUUAUUGGCGGGCACAGUGCACGUUGUACAUUCACUGAACAUUAAAGAUCACAGACGAUUUUUUAAUUUUGCACCAAGACUAUUGAGUAGGGGAGGAGGGAGGUAGAGGCAACCUCUGUAUCAAUGUCUGGCUCCUGCACUGACAGCUCGUGUGCUGAAACCUUUUAACAUUACAGGUCCACCACUGAUUUUCCAGCAACAGGUGCUCCGGCACCUCCUUUAAUCCGGAUGAGAACACUUGAACCCCCCCCCCCCCACCCCUGAAAUCUCCCUGAAACUGUGGUGCCAAGGCUGGGUGAGGCAGCUGAUCUCUACCUCAUCGAGACUUCCAAGCCGAUCGGCAGGUCACAUUUCCCCCCUGCGGCUGGUGCUCUGGAACUCAGGCUCGGCCAAAGCUGGCAGAUUCGUUCCCAUAGCCCACUUCCAAGGCUGACUUAGCGGCCCGGUAUCUUGGUGGCCUAGGUACUGGUACCACUGGACCAUUCUGACCUCUGUUGGUCCGCAAACACCGAUAAACCAGAGAGGCUCAGGAACUAAAGGUGCUGGAAAAUCGGUGUUGGGUGUGUACCUGGUUAUCACUUAAAAUUUGAAAAUUUAAUUUGUUUUCUCUGUUAAGGGUUAAAGUAUUCUGGCCCGCUGCAAGACCGCAGAUUUGUAUUUAAAAUAAAAUGAAUGGAAUUUUA
This is a messenger RNA of Amblyraja radiata (thorny skate), 4587 nucleotides long. RefSeq names its product zinc finger protein ZXDC-like. Gene Ontology annotation, molecular function: transcription coregulator activity. Gene Ontology annotation, cellular component: nucleus. Gene Ontology annotation, biological process: regulation of transcription by RNA polymerase II. The record is from RefSeq and is a predicted model, not a curated record. The transcript has 10 exons. The coding region runs from base 32 to 2917 and encodes 961 amino acids. Lineage: Eukaryota; Metazoa; Chordata; Chondrichthyes; Rajiformes; Rajidae.